Messenger RNA from Striga asiatica, 429 nucleotides. The record is from the annotation of a GenBank genome assembly. Lineage: Eukaryota; Viridiplantae; Streptophyta; Magnoliopsida; Lamiales; Orobanchaceae.
AUGGAUACUGACACAUGCCUUAACCCAAAUGCCACCUCACAACAACCUCUUCAACCAGGCCCUCACAUAGAACAAACUCAGAUAGGGGAUAUCACCAGAAACUCUGAUAGUCCUCUUCAGAGAAAACCUAGAGGCUGGAAAAGGAAACAGUCCACAGAGGUGAAACAAAAACCUUCUCCAAUCAUACCAAGGGGUUGUAGAGGUCAAUCAGAACUGAAACCACCGGCGACACUCGCGAACGCCAUUGGCCAACGAAUUGGCGGCGGCAGCGGCGGCGGCCUGAAACUUGAUAACGUCGCCGAUGGAGUAUUCCGGCACCGUCAAAUGGCGGUGAUUGAUGCGUCUAGUGGCGACGGGCGGCCUCUGGUGUCGAAUUCGGCGGGCGCCAUUGGCCGUCGAUCCGGCGGCGACGGGCGGUCUCCAUUGUGA